Molecule: messenger RNA, 768 nt
Organism: Acanthosepion pharaonis
Lineage: Eukaryota; Metazoa; Mollusca; Cephalopoda; Sepiida; Sepiidae
Source: the annotation of a GenBank genome assembly
AUGCCCAAAUUUUCUCUAUUUCAUUCCUGCUUUUCUUCUACUGUAUCGCUUUGCCCCUUUAUUUUUAUUCGAUUUCUUCUUCUUUGUCUAUACCUUCUCCCUCCUUGUUUUCCCUACCUUUUUACAUCUUUCUUCUUCUUCUUCUUCUUUAUUAGAUUUCUUCUUCUUUGUCUAUACCUUCUCCCUCCUUGUUUUCCCAACCUUUUUACCUCUUCUUCUUCUUCUUCCUCUUCUUCUUCUUCUUCUUCUUUAUUAGAUUUCUUCUUCUUUGUCUAUACCUUCUCCCUCCUUGUUUUCCCAACCUUUUUAACUCGUUCUUCUUCUUCUUCUUCUUCUUCUUCUUCUUCUUCUUCUUCUUUCUUUAUUCGAUUUCUUCUUCUUUGUCUAUACCUUCUCCCUCCUUGUUUCCCUACCUUUUUAUCUCUUUCUUCUUCUUCUUCUUCUUUGUCUAGGCCUCUCCCCUCUCCUUUAUAUCUUUUCAUCCUCCUCCUCUUCUUCCUUUCUCUCUCUCUCUCUCUCUCUCUCUCUCGCGCGCGCGCUGUUCAGGAGUUUGACAUUUCGAGUUUUCUGAAUUAUCUAUCUUUGGGUAUGGAGGAAAAGGGCUGGAAAAGCAAGAAUGACCAGAACAUGUGUCGCUUCGGGGCACGUGUUGUCCAUUGUUACACAGACCCUUUACCCUCUUCGCGAACGGCUAGAUUUUGGCCACUUUUACUCAGUGUAUUAACGAGACUGACACAAUUGUCUCCCAUUUUUUGUCAAGAACGGUGA